Messenger RNA from Diuraphis noxia (Russian wheat aphid), 686 nucleotides. RefSeq names its product cyclin N-terminal domain-containing protein 1-like. The record is from RefSeq and is a predicted model, not a curated record. Gene Ontology annotation, cellular component: site of double-strand break. Lineage: Eukaryota; Metazoa; Arthropoda; Insecta; Hemiptera; Aphididae. Gene Ontology annotation, biological process: reciprocal meiotic recombination.
CCAGUAUAAAGUAUAAUAAUUAAAUAUUAGAUAAACAGUAUUAUUGUCCAUUAUAAGAGUAUAAGAAAAUCUAUAGUAACCAUUCGAAUAAGUGGCUAAAAUUUUUAAAGAAGUGUAAGAAACAAUCCUAUCUACGAGUUAUGUCGUGCAUGCAAUUGGUGUCCAAGUAUGCUCAACAAUCAUUGAGUCUUAAAUUAGAAGAUAUCAAAGUUAUACUAGAGCGAACUGGGCAUAUGUACACGAAAAAAAAUAUUCGUUAUUCAGAAGCUGAAGUCUUGCGUGUUGUUGAUUAUAAGCUGAAUGAACCAUCCAUAUUUAUGUUGGUUGAAUAUUUCAUUGAAGUGAUCCCAUUCAUUGCUACGGAUAGUCUGUAUUCUACAUGCUUAUUGCUGACAGAUUUUGUUUAUAUUUAUCAACAAGAACUUUAUGAUCAACUUCAUUAUCAAAAGACAGGUUAUAGAAUCUAUACUUACAGUGAAAAAUUAGAACUACUAGACAUCGAGUUUGACAAAAUAACUACAGCAGCAGCAGUUGUUGUCACAGCUUUUUACAUAUUGAAUUCAACUGAUAAAACAAAUGAAGAGUUAUGUAUGUAUCUAUCUACUUUAUGUGAAAAAUCAAAUGACUAUCUGUUAACAAUUUCAACUGUUCUAAUAUCUAUCAUAAACUCAAUUUGCAUUGAAUAA